AAAAUUUUCUCUUUUUCCCUUUUCUUAUUUUCUUUUUUAUCAAGUGUGAUCGACUAUAAAAUGGGUGCCUUUCCAAGCUCAGAGUAUAAUCCAUACGACUAUUAUUACCGACAAAACUAUGGAUACAGUAACGGAUAUGAUUAUUAUCACAGGUAUUACAAUCCAUACUAUCCAGCUGUUUCUUCUUCUUCAUCUAUGGCUAAUAACUAUUAUCAAUAUUAUCCUUACGGAGCACCAACUAGCUACAACUAUGGUACACCAGCUUAUUAUGGUACACCUUAUUCUACCAACAUGUACGGAACAUCAUACCCCUAUGGCUAUGGAAGUUAUUAUCCUACUAGUUAUCCUCAGCGAACAUACUUUUAAAUAUAAUUCACAAUUUAUAUACCACUUUCCUCAUGUUAUGCUUAAAAAUAUAGUAUAUAUUACUGAAUAUUUCAUGACAUAGGGAAGAUGAUGAUGUGUACAAAUAUAAUACAUAUGUAUGACACACACAUCUGUUGACUCUUUCCCUUUAACGAAUGCAUAAUGCUUUUCCUAUUUUAUUUUUAUUAUCUCACGAAUAUGAUCUUUGCGUUUUUUUAUUAUGAAUAUUUAAAACUAAUUCUUUUGUUAGUAUUCUUCAUGUUAACACAUACACACAACUUGAUCAUGUCGUCACAAAGACUCGUUAUUGGCUUAUGUCAUUAUGUCUAGAAUUUCCCAACAAAAUGUCCUCUACUCUCCCUCUCUCUGAGCCAUGCCUUAUUUUCCACAAGUUCACAGUAAAAAUACUUGGGAGUAGAAGUUAUUCAAAACUGUGGCUAUUGAAAAGGGCUGGCCUAAAAUUAAAAAGCAUGUCAGAAGAAACCCAUUCACCUUCUUUAGACACUUUGACAUCUCAAACUUAAGCUGCUUAUUAAAUAAUGAAGA
This is a messenger RNA of Rhizopus microsporus ATCC 52813, 912 nucleotides long. RefSeq lists its product as uncharacterized. The coding region runs from base 119 to 448 and encodes 109 amino acids. The record is from RefSeq and is a predicted model, not a curated record. NCBI's taxonomy places the organism in Eukaryota, Fungi, Mucoromycota, Mucoromycetes, Mucorales, Rhizopodaceae. The transcript has 2 exons.